AUGGCGUGGUCCACUGAGAAUGGUGUCUCGACUUUCGACGAUGGGGCACACAGCCACUGCAUCGCGAAGACGGUGGACACAGGUGGAGUCGAGAGCAAGAGGCUUUACUUGGCUCGCACGACAGCUCUGGAGAUGCUCCGUGACAGAGGCUACCAAGUUACAGACACCGAGCUCUCCCUCUCUCUCUCGGAGUUUCGUUCUGGGUUUGGUGAGAAGCCAGACCUUGAACGUCUCCGUAUCUCCGUGCCUCUCAGCUCAAACCCAGUGAAAAAGAUACUUGUUGUGUUCAUGGGUUCUGAACCAGUCACUGUGAAGACUGUCCGUGCUAUUCACAUUCAGAUCUCCGGCACUGUUGGUUUGCAUGGGCUGAUACUCGUUUUACAGAGCAAAAUUAACCAUUUUGCUCAGAAGGAGUUGGCAACCUUUCCUUGUCCUGUUGAAACUUUCCCGAUAGGAGAUUUGUUGGUGAACAUCACAAAGCACAGUGGACAGCCAAAGAUUGAGAUUUUAACCAAAGAGGAGAAAGAAAAGUUGAUGAGUGCGCAUGGGCUUGAGGACAAACAGGUUCCCAUGUUGAAGGAGAAGGACAGUUUCGUGAGGUACCAUGGGUUAAAGAAGGGUCAGGUAGUGAAGAUUACAUACAGUAAAGAGCCUGUUGGGUCUUUCGCCACAUACCGAUGCAUCGUCUGAAGAGCAGGCGAAUUCAUUGCAAAGCGAGACAUAUUAUUAUCUGUUGAAAAUAGACUGUUUCUUAAGACCAUAGUACUUUAGUUUCAACUGUAAUAAGAGCUUGAACUUGGUUUCAAAGUAGGAAAAACUAGAGC
Molecule: messenger RNA, 824 nt
Organism: Eruca vesicaria subsp. sativa (arugula)
Lineage: Eukaryota; Viridiplantae; Streptophyta; Magnoliopsida; Brassicales; Brassicaceae
Source: the annotation of a GenBank genome assembly